This is a messenger RNA of Neurospora tetrasperma FGSC 2508, 1035 nucleotides long. RefSeq lists its product as uncharacterized. The record is from RefSeq and is a predicted model, not a curated record. Lineage: Eukaryota; Fungi; Ascomycota; Sordariomycetes; Sordariales; Sordariaceae. The transcript has a single exon. Gene Ontology annotation, biological process: spliceosomal complex disassembly. Gene Ontology annotation, cellular component: spliceosomal complex. The coding region runs from base 1 to 1035 and encodes 344 amino acids.
AUGAACAACGACGAACUAAUAAAAUACGCCUCCGACGCCGCCUCGCGCGGUGACGACCUCUUCGCCCUCCUCACCUCCGAGUCCAUUCCAAUCGACGCCACCUCCACCGAAGCCGACCUCCGGCGCGCCUUCCGUCGCAAAGCCCUGACCGCGCACCCUGACAAAGCCGGUGACGCCUACGACCCAUUGCUCUACGAACGGCUCGAGCGCGCGCGCGAUGUGCUUAUCCACGCCGAGGCGCGCGCCGCCUACGACAACGGCAUGCGCGCCAUCCUGCAGAAGAAGGCGACGCUGGACGCCAUGUCGGCGCGUCGGAGAAAACUUGUAGAAGAGCUGCAUCAGCGCGAAGAGGCGGCGAAACGGCAGAAGGUGGAUGAGGAAAAGGGAAAACAAGCAGUGGCGGCGGAGGUGGAGGCCAUGGCGAGGAAGGGGAGGGCCAAGUUGGAGGAGAGGAGGAGGUUGAUGAGGGAGGCGGAAGAGAGGGAGCGUGCUGCCGAGGCUGCUGAGGCUGCCGAGAAGGAACGACAAAAGAAGAAAGAGGAGGAUGUGAAGAUGGGUGGGACCGGUGCCGGUAGCGAACAACCUCCAACAGCUGACGGCGUCAACGUCAACGGGGGUGGAGAUGAUUACGACUCCAAGAUUGCCGAGCUAGAACGCAAGCUCGAAGAAAAGCGCCAGCGGAAAGCAGAGAAGGAAAGGAAAAAGGCAGACAAGAAAGCGGGCUCGGGCAAGGACAAGGACAAGGACAAGGACAAUCAAGACAAACCCCCCUCCACCUCCAACACGACACGAGAAGAAGAGUCAAAGGCUGACGAAAACAAGGCAGCCCAACCACCACCACCACAGCCAGCACCAGCGCCGACGAAGGAACCAGCUGCUCCUGCUACGGGCGAGCCUGCGAAACCAACAGCAGCCGGUGGUGGUGGCUUCGCGGCUACCAUGGCAAGGCUGAAAGCCGCUCAGGCGAAGCGGGAUGAAGAAUGGAGAAAGAGAGAGGAGGCUGAAGCUGCGGUAGCGCAGGCUCAGUCGUCAUAG